GUAUGCUCCGCGCUGUUUCCGGUUCGCGGCGGCGCUGUUUCCGGUGCUGUGCCGUGAGAGCUGCAGUGAGCUCGGUCCAUCCCGACGACAUGUUGUCCCGUUCCCGCUGUCUCACCCGGAGCCUCGAGCGCUCGAUCUCCGCCCUGCGACAGGGUAACAGUGUUCUCGCAAGACGGGCGACAUCAGGUAUAACAGCGAGUCAGUGUGUCACCGUCAAGAACAGCCCGAGCUGUGAGACCCGGUCAAGCGUCUAUCAGAUCAGAUACUUCAACACCACGACCGCUCACAGGAAUGAACUUAUUACAGUGAAAACACCAGCGUUUGCGGAGUCUGUCACGGAGGGAGACGUCAGGUGGGAGAAAGCUGUUGGAGACACAGUCUCUGAAGAUGAGGUCGUCUGUGAAAUUGAGACCGAUAAGACGUCGGUGCAGGUUCCCUCUCCAGCUGCAGGAGUCAUCGAGGAGCUGCUGGUUCCUGACGGAGGCAAAGUGGAAGGAGGAACUCCUCUGUUCAAACUCAAGAAAGGAGCUGGAGCUGCUAAGACGGCAGCAGCACCUCCUCCUGCAGCAGAGACUGUGCCUCCUCCUGCUGCUCCUCCUCCUCCUGCUGCUCCUGCUGCUGCUGCUGGAGGGCCCAUCCCCACCAGCAUGCCCCCUGUACCCCCUGUGCCGGCCCAGCCCAUCCAGUCCAAACCAGUUUCAGCCAUCAAACCCACUGCAGCUCCUGCUGCUGCUGCUGACACUGACGCCGGAGCCAAAGCCGCCCGAUCAGAGCACAGGGUGAAGAUGAACCGCAUGAGACAGCGAAUCGCUCAGCGGCUGAAGGAAGCGCAGAACACCUGUGCCAUGCUGACAACCUUCAAUGAAGUCGAUAUGAGCAACAUCACCGAGAUGAGGAAACAAUAUAAAGAUGCUUUCCUGAAGAAACAUGGCAUCAAACUGGGCUUCAUGUCUGUGUUUGUGAAAGCGGCGGCCUACGCUUUGACAGACCAGCCUGCUGUUAACGCUGUCAUUGAUGACACAACCAAAGAGAUCGUGUAUCGGGAUUAUGUGGAUAUCAGUGUGGCAGUCGCGACACCGAAGGGGCUCGUGGUUCCCGUGAUCAGAGGCGUGGAGGGAAUGAACUUCACAGACAUCGAGAAAGCGAUUAACGAGCUGGGAGAGAAGGCUCGUAAGAACGAGCUGGCUGUGGAGGACAUGGACGGCGGCACCUUCACCAUCAGCAACGGAGGAGUGUUCGGCUCCAUGUUCGGGACUCCCAUCAUCAACCCGCCGCAGUCGGCUAUCCUGGGCAUGCAUGGCAUCUUUGACCGGCCCGUGGCCAUCGCUGGGAAGGUGGAGAUCCGGCCGAUGAUGUACGUGGCUCUGACAUACGACCACCGCUUGAUUGACGGCAGAGAGGCCGUGACCUUCCUCCGAAAGAUCAAAUCUGUGGUGGAGGACCCUCGGGUGCUGCUGCUGGACAUGUGAACGCUCUCGGACCCUCAGCCGACUCCUGCCACUCACCAAACAUCUCAUCUCACGCACAAACCCCAUCUGUACACUAGGGACGGACGCGUCAGCGGUAGAGGGAUUGAAGGAGUGGGAUUUGCAUUGAUUGGUUUCAUGUUAAGUUGUUUUACCAUGUGUAUGUCCUCUGGGUUUUCACUGUAUUAUGAAGGAAGGUGGUCCUGUCAUUGUAUGUACAAGUCAGCGCACAAAACAUGCCCUGAGCAAUUAUUUGUUUCUAAAUGGAGAAGAAAGGAUAGUAAUAUACAGUAUAUCAUAUUUAAUCUCUUCAGCGUGAAAUGAUGGGAGCAGCUGAGCAGAAACACUAUGUUCCAGUGAGUUUUUGUACACGAGACCUCGAGGCGUCCCAGACGAUCAGAUCCUGUCUGCCUGUGUAAAGAACCAAAACUAUAUGAGAUUUUAAACAAUAAAAUCAAUGAAAUGCUGACGCUCUCUCACGUC
This is a messenger RNA of Sinocyclocheilus rhinocerous, 1949 nucleotides long. Its product is annotated as dihydrolipoyllysine-residue succinyltransferase component of 2-oxoglutarate dehydrogenase complex, mitochondrial-like. Gene Ontology annotation, biological process: tricarboxylic acid cycle. The record is from RefSeq and is a predicted model, not a curated record. Gene Ontology annotation, molecular function: dihydrolipoyllysine-residue succinyltransferase activity. Gene Ontology annotation, cellular component: oxoglutarate dehydrogenase complex; mitochondrion. Bases 3 to 1469 code for a protein of 488 amino acids. NCBI's taxonomy places the organism in Eukaryota, Metazoa, Chordata, Actinopteri, Cypriniformes, Cyprinidae. The transcript is spliced from 15 exons.